This is a messenger RNA of Gastrolobium bilobum, 2112 nucleotides long. Its product is annotated as protein FAR1-RELATED SEQUENCE 5-like. The record is from RefSeq and is a predicted model, not a curated record. The transcript is spliced from 3 exons. The coding region runs from base 1 to 2112 and encodes 703 amino acids. Gene Ontology annotation, biological process: regulation of DNA-templated transcription. Gene Ontology annotation, molecular function: zinc ion binding. NCBI's taxonomy places the organism in Eukaryota, Viridiplantae, Streptophyta, Magnoliopsida, Fabales, Fabaceae.
AUGCACGUCUGCGAGUCUCUUCCUCUCCUUCUCCCUCUUCCUCUUAUCAAUCUCCAAAGCUUCUUCUUCCCUCUUCCUCUCUUUGUUAUUGGCGUCAUUUUGGAGGACCCAUCUGUUACAGAUGAUAUGGCCACUAAUCAAGCCACUUCAGCGGAUGAGGAUUUAAUAAAUUAUAUUGACUUCCGUGAAGAUUGCAUGCCAAAUGAAUUAUGUAAUAAAGUGGAAUAUGAUGAAAUGAGAGAUGACAAUAUUGAUGAAAUGGAAGAUGAUAUAGCUAAUGACUUGCUUGAUAAUGAGUCGAAUGUCAUUCCAUUAUCACUGACAAAGAGUACUAAUGUUAUGAUUGAGGUUGGAAUGAAAUUUUCGGAACGAAAGGAUGUAGUAGACUUGUAUUCAACAUUUGGUAGGGCAAGAGGUUUUGGAAUCCGGACUAGAACAUCCAAGGAGAACUAUGUGAUGCUAACAUGUGUUAGAGGGGGUUAUCAUCAAUCGAAAAAGGGAAAAGAUGUGGGUGGAAUGUCUGAAACCAAACCAAGGCGGACAUCAUCAUCACGUAUAGGGUGUGAAGCUUGUCUCAAGGCUUCUAGAGAUAAAAAAACAAACGCGUGGAGAAUUACAUAUUUCACUGACAAACAUAACCAUGAGAUGGUUACUCUAAAAAGUGUUUCAUAUUUGAGAUCAUAUAGAAAAAUGCCUGAGGCAACAAAAUGUUUGAUAGAAAAAUUCAAUGACGCGGGUUUGCCCACUGGAAAGGUGGCCACCAUCUUCAAAUCCCAUGAUUUAGGGAUUGAUAGUCAAGAUUGUUAUAAUCAUAUGAAAAAUGUGAGGAGAAGGAUAUUCGACGUCGGGGAUGCACAGGCUGUGCUACUUUAUUGUAUUAAACAACAGUCAUUGAAUCCUGAAUUUUUUUAUUCUAUUAUGUGUGAUGAGGAUGAUCGGAUGGUUAGCUUUUUUUGGAUUGAUGCAAGAUCCAGGCACGCCUAUGAGCUUUUUGGGGAUGUCAUCACAUUUGACACGACAUAUAGGACUAAUAAGUAUUCGAUGCCAUUUGGACCCUUUGUCGGUGUAAAUAAUCAUUUACAAUCCAUUUUGUUCGGAUGUGCUUUAUUGCAAGAUGAAACUGAGGAUACUUUUAUAUGGCUAUUUGAAGAAUGGCUUCGAGCAAUGAAUGGGAAACAUCUGAUCGCCAUAAUUACUGACCAGGACUUGUCAAUUAGCAAUGCAGUCUCCAAAAUUUUUCCAAAUGCCAAACAUCGAUAUUGUAUAUGGCAUAUCAUGAAAAAAUUUCCAGAGAAGUUGUCUCAUGUCUACCAUGAGAACGCGUCAUUUAAGAAGCAUUUCAAUGAGUGUAUUUGGAGGUCCAAGAGCACUCAAGAGUUUGAAGACAGGUGGAAACAUCUUCUUGUUGAAUAUGGUCUUGAUGAAAAUGAGUGGUUGCGUGGACUUUAUUCUAUUAGAUCAUCUUGGGUACCAAUAUUUAAUAGUUCGACUUUCUUUGCUGGUAUGAAUACUACUCAGCGCAACGAAAGUAUAAAUUCAUUCUUUGAUAGUUUUGUUAUAUCUAGCACAACAUUAAAGGAAUUUGUGGAGAAAUACAACCAAGCAGUAGAUGUUCUCUACGAAUCAUUCAAAAAAGAAGACUUUGAAUCUAAGCACAAAGAAAGGCUUUUGGCAUUUCAUAUGCCAUUGGAGGAGCAUGCAACUAAAGUGUAUACCCGUGCAAUAUUUUUGAAAUUUAGUAGUGAGCUUUCUCUUAGUUUACAGUUCUCUAAGGAGAAAUUUGACAAUGGUGGUGAAUGGGUUACAUAUACAGUUUUUAAUAGGAAAGACAAAGAAGAUUCUGCAAUAGUUGAGAUGAAAUUGGAAAGUAUAGAAGCCAGGUGUUCUUGUCAUUAUUUUGAAUUCAUGGGAAUUCUAUGUCGGCAUAUUCUUGCUACAUUUUUGAUUGAAAAUGUUGAGCAGAUCCCUGAACACUUCAUCUUGCGUCGCUGGAGCAAGGAAGGAAAUGUUAUACAAAGUACAAACAUGGACAUAUGUACGACUGAUGGAGAUAAACUACUUCGGAGCUUUCUCCUACGCUCUAGAUAUUCCAAGCUUGAUGAGCUUGUAUAA